AAAACAAAACAAGGCCAUAUUACCCAGCUCUCUGCAUGAAACAGGUUAUCAAAACGUUACAACUCAGGACGAAUCAGCACCAUAAACAUUCGAUUUACGGUCUUUAAACACCAUUUUCCACUAAAUGAAUGAUGGCACUUUGAAUAAAUGCUCAUUGCAGGUAUGAAGUAAGAAAUGUACAAAACCAGCCUGGCAAACAAAGACUCCUCUACUAGGGCCACUAUGAAUAUAACCCUGAGCACUGAAGAGUGGAAUUUUGCCCACCCUAAAAUGUGUCUCUUUGACAUAAGAAUAAUGUUGAGUUGGUUAUUUUUAGGAAAUAGCAGACACAGGAUAAACUCUGAAAAUCCAGGAGAAGUUACCUUUUUGUAAGUGAUGUUCCUGUAUAUAAAUGAUAUCCCCAUUUGUAAGGGUCUCUUCUUGGCUGUACCAGGAAGGGGGCAGGAUGACCAAAUCUCUAGAAAUUCUUAUCAAUGGAGAAGGCAAAGACUUAAAUCUGCAUAGUAGCUUUACCCUUUUCACUGUGCUUUUCUGGUGACUUCCCGUAAUAGAUUCCCCACCCUCAACACCUUAGGUCUUUAGCGCUGAAGAUGGAAUUUGAGGUGAUGGCUUGGGCCAUUUCACAGGGUCACUCAGGAUUCUGCUCUCUCCCAUGGUGUACGGGAGGCAUACAUGUUAUUAAAUGUUUGUUUAAUGUUAUUAAAGUGUUUGUUUUUCUGUGUUUAAUCUUUUUGCUGCAGGGACGUCUCAGCCAAGAACCUAGAAGGGUAGAGGAGAAAUUAUCUUUGUUCCCUGCAGCACCAAUAAUGACACAAAAUAUGUCUAAUCCCCAGAUUCAUAACAAUAGCUAUUCACUUUCAGUGUUUUUAUCCACAGAAUUUUUUAAAAAUAGUUUUUUAACAGGUCACAGUGUAAUUUUAUUUUCCUUUGAAAUAACUAUUUGUUUAGCACUACUUAUUGACCAGUUAAUCGUUUUCUAAUAUGUAAUACCAAUGUUGUAUCAAAUACAUACAUAAUACAUAAAUAUAUGUCUCUUUUUCUGGGCUCUUUAUCUUGUUGCUUUGAUCAUCUGUAUGCUAAUACAGUAGUUUUAAUACCUAUGGCUUCAUUAUAGAAGUUGCUAUCUGGUAGACCAGUCCCUUCAAUCUAAUUCUUCCUCAAAAUGGUCUUGGAUCCUGUAUUUUUUCUACAUAAAUGUGAAAAGUAUUAGAAUGCAACCUCAGCAGAAAUAUACAUCCUUUUUUAAAAAAUGACCAGCAACUCUAAACUGGAAAUACGAAGACAAAUUGAAUAAAGGGGUAACUGCAUACAUUUAACACUAAACUACAAGGUCAUACAAGAUUAGAGGUUAAAAAGUAGUUAUUUAUCAGACCUGAAUGUUAUUACAUGCUUUUUUUUUUUUUUUUUUUGGGAAAGGUAUUUAAGGCUUUUGCGUUUUUAAAAUGUGGAAUUUUCCCUAAAGGGAAGUAUACUCAUUAUCUUAUUUUUCUCGUCAGGACAAGAACUGAAAAAGAGAAAUAGUCUUGACUUUAGAAUGAACAGUUCUUGCUGCGUGUUUUCCCACCUAUGUAGGGAGGUUCUGCAGCUUUCCGAGAAGCAGGCCGGAGCUCCGAGCGGGACAACCACCCGAGCGUGCGUCCUGUUGGGAAGGUCUGAGUCACUGGGCAGACCCGGCCUCCCGGCCUCCCGCAGCUGUCAGCCGGGGCGAGGCCCUCGGUUGGAGGCCGGCCGGCGGGCAGAGCCCCAGGGGUCCAGGUUCCUGAAAUUCCCCAGGCUGCCUCACCGAGUGGCUCCGACACAAUUGCCCCGGGAGCUCCCCCGGGGAGGCAGCAUCGCUCCUCCAGGCCCCAGCCCGCAGCCUUGGGGCCAGGACCCUCCCCUCGCAGUGUCCCUGCCCUAGGUCGGAAACUGACAGCUUAUGAUGGGUGACACACCGCAUGACCGUACAGUACACAGGAUUCGCAGGCGACUACGCAGUCCAGUCCGUAAUCCGUCUUUGACGAGCGUCCAGCAGCUCUCCCGGCCCUGCCCCCAGGGCCGGAGGGCGCGCAGGCCGCGCGACCUUCGCGUGCAGGCGCCACGGCGCAGGCGCAGACGCCAGGGCCACCCCGGAGGGACUCCGCGCGGCCGGGCGUUUCCGCCGGCUUCCGGACGGCAGGACUCCGCAGUCCGGCGCGUGCCCCGCGCCUCCGGAGGGCGACAGGCGCGGAGGGAGAAAGGAAGCCGCAGGGCCCGCCGCAGGGCCCGCCGCAGCGCCCGCCACAGCGCCCGCCACUGGACGGCCUCGCCCGCAGGAGGAGGCCGUCGCGCUGCGCUCUGACGCGGCCCCCGGCGCCCUGUCGCGGCAGUGACGUUAGCGUGCGUCAGCGCGGGCCCCGCCUGGGCGGGGGCUGGGGAGCCUCGUUGACGGGGGGCGCCGCCGGCCGGGCUUGCUGGAGGGCGCCGAGCCGCCGACAGGCUUCCGCGCCUGCUGCGCCGGGCCGCGGUGAGCGCGGCGAUUAACAGAGGGUCCCCUUUGAAGAGUCCACUUUUUCCCUCUGAUUUCUUUCCUCGGCAGAAAUAAACCCCGUUAUGGAGAACCAGAAGCUUUAUAGAGGGAUAUAGCUUGGAUUUUAUGGAGUGUGAUUUUGUGUAUGAAUUAUAAAGUAUCAAGGGUUUUCAUAAGGAAGGCUAGUAGGAUUAAUUACUGGUACAUUGUGUAGAGACAGGUUUAUAAUAUGUUAUCAUACAUGUGUGAUAACACUAGAUAACACUAGAAAGAGUAAGCUGUGUCUUGAUAAGUUGAUUGAUCUUUACAAAAUGAAUGAUGUUAUAGAGACAUGAUUUUUAAGUGAAAGAUAGGUUGUUUGAUUUCUAAAUGCAGUGUUAAAGUUUCUCUUGUGGAAAUUUUAUGAUUAAGUAGUUGAUGGAGAAAAUACCUUCAGUUGACCAAGUGUAGUUGAUAUGCAGAGUGAGGAAGAAACCAAUCGUGAUGCUGCAGGAAAUGGAAACAAGUACAGACAAAGGUGGAAGAGUUAGCAGUUAGCUUUAAGCAAAAUUCAUAUGACAUCAUACAUGCUAAAACAGGCAAGGUUAGGUCUAGAAAGCUGGUGAGUGUUGAUACCCUCACAUAAAUACUGUGGUGAUAACCUAUGUGAAGUUAGCCUUUAGAUAUUGUGACCAUAUGAAGAGUUUAAUUCUUGUUUGCUGGAAUAAAGCCAAGAGUUUUAAAAAUAUAUUGAGGUGCUUGGAAGAGACCUGCAUAUACUUUUUCCCACUUGAAGCAUAAUUGUAAUUGGCUUAAUAAACAGGUUUUAACGGUAUAAUUUAGGUACCUUAUUUAGAAUUUUGGGAACAUCAACCUUCUGAAGAAUCAGGCAGUUUUAACAUAUUUCCAUAAGUGUGCCAAUAUCUUUUCAGGUCUUUAUGUUAAUAUUACACCAAAUAAUGAGCAGUUAGCACUUGUUACAUAAGAGUUAAUCUGAAAUAGUGCUAAGUAGUAUCCUGGUAAUUUAAUAUCCUGGAUUCUAGGUAUUAUCUCACCUCAGUGUAAACUCUGGCAUAAAUCCCAUAAAGAAGGUGUAGUGAGUUUUACAGAAGUAGGAGCCUGUCAUUUGAUUCUUUUAUAUGAUAAAAACUAAUUUUUUGUGAAGGUAGAAGUUUCAUGUGAAGGUUUUUAGCCAUCAAAAAGUAAAAUCACUCAUGCACAAAACUACUUCCCAAAGACUUGUCCCAGGUUCAUAUCAGAGGAUUAAGAGGACAAUGGAGGAUAGCACCAUCUUACGAAACCAGACAAUUGGCAACAAACAAAAAAUAAAAUAUGACUUUUCGUGUGAACUCUAUAGAAUGUCUACAUACUCCACAUUCCCGGCGGGUGUUCCCGUCUCAGAGAGGAGCCUGGCCCGCGCAGGCUUCUAUUACACGGGUGUGAAUGACAAGGUCAAAUGCUUCUGCUGUGGCCUGAUGCUGGACAACUGGAAGCCUGGAGACAAUCCUGUUGAAAAGCAUAAACAGCUCUAUCCAAGCUGUAGUUUUAUUCACAGUCUGGUUUCUCUCACCAGCCGGGAUUCCACCUCUAAGAACAUUUCUGCAAUGAGAAACAGCUUUACACAUUCGAUAUCUCCCACUUUGGAACAUGGCUCAUUUAGUGGUUCUCAUUCCAACCUCGCAGCAAACCCUGUGAGUUCCAGAGCAGGUGAAGACUUCUCCCCACUGAGCACUAACCCCUACAGUUACGCCAUGAGCACCGAGGAAGCCAGAUUUCUUACUUAUCACAUGUGGCCGCUAACCUUUCUGUCCCCGUCAGACUUGGCAAGGGCAGGCUUUUACUAUAUAGGACCUGGAGAUAAGGUGGCCUGCUUUGCCUGCGGUGGGACCCUGAGUAACUGGGAACCAAAGGAUGACGCGAUGUCCGAACACCGGAGACAUUUCCCCAACUGCCCGUUUUUGGAAAAUUCUCUGGAGACCCUGAGAUUUAGCAUUUCAAAUUUGAGCAUGCAGACCCAUGCGGCCCGGUUGAGAACUUUCGUGUACUGGCCAUCUAGUGUGCCCGUGCGGCCUGAGCAGCUCGCAAGUGCUGGAUUCUAUUACGUGGGUCGCAACGAUGAUGUCAAAUGCUUUUGCUGUGACGGUGGACUGCGGUGUUGGGAGUCUGGAGAUGACCCAUGGGUGGAGCACGCCAAGUGGUUUCCCAGGUGUGAGUUCUUGAUACGCAUGAAAGGGCAGGAAUUUGUGGAUGAGAUUCAAGCUCGAUACCCUCACCUUCUUGAGCAGCUUUUGUCAACAUCAGAUACUCCUGGAGAUGAAAAUGCUGAUCCACCAAUUGUCCAUUUUGGACCUGGAGAAAACCAUUCAGAAGACACAGUCAUGAUGAACACCCCAGUGGUGAAGGCCGCCUUGGAGAUGGGCUUCAGUAGGAUCCUGGUGAGGCAGACCGUGCAGAGUAAGAUCCUGAGCACUGGGGAGAACUACAGAACAGUUAAUGAGAUCGUGUUAGCACUUCUUAAUGCUGAAGAUGAGACCCGGGAGGAAGAGAAGGAAAGGCAAACUGAAGAAAUGGCAUCAGAUGAUUUGUCAUUAAUUCGGAGGAAUAGAAUGGCUCUUUUUCAACAGUUGACUUGUGUGCUUCCAAUCCUGGAUAAUCUUUUAAAGGCCAAUGUAAUUAAUAAACAGGAACAUGAUAUCAUUAAACAAAAAACACAGAUACCUUUGCAAGCGAGAGAACUGAUUGAUACUGUCUUAGUUAAAGGAAACUCUGCUGCCAACAUCUUCAAAAGUUGUUUAAAAGAAAUCGACUCUACAUUAUAUAAGAACUUAUUUGUGGACAAGAACAUGAAGUAUAUCCCAACAGAAGAUGUUUCAGGUCUGUCGCUGGAGGAGCAGUUGAGGAGGUUGCAAGAAGAGAGAACGUGUAAAGUGUGCAUGGACAAAGAAGUGUCCAUCGUGUUCAUUCCUUGUGGUCACCUGGUGGUGUGCCAGGAAUGCGCCCCUUCUCUAAGAAAGUGUCCUAUCUGCAGGGGUAUAAUUAAGGGUACUGUUCGUACCUUUCUCUCAUAAAAGUCAGCUAUAUGUUAGCUUCUGUAUAAAAGUCUUUAGGAUAUUGUUGAACCUUUGAAGCCAUCUGAAGUAUAAAAAGUAAUUGGUUCUUUAAUUGUGACAAUUGUGUUGUAUUCUGCUUUGCUAUGAGUGAUCUUGUUUCUAAACCAUAGUAUCCUAUGUCCUAUUUAACCCUUGUUUCUAUGAAAGAGAAGACUGACUUGGGUUUGUCAAGCUGUGUUAGUGUGCGAGUGCCAAUACAGGGGGAGCCCCAGCUCCCUGCAGUGUCACGUCCCAAGUGCCUGGGCUUGGUGGUGUUUCUGGAAGCUUGGAGUAUGACUUGAGAGUGCAGUUGACAAAAGCUGGACACCAGGAACUCUGGGUCACAGUGCCAAAUUCUCUGGGAUAUUUCCACUUGUGUUUUAAAGUAAAGAGUUUUUUCUUACUGGUAAAUAAGCUUUUCUCUAAUUUGUGAGAAACAUCUCAAUAAAGUUCUUUAAAGAGACUGUA
Messenger RNA from Nyctereutes procyonoides (raccoon dog), 6024 nucleotides. RefSeq names its product baculoviral IAP repeat containing 2 (gene BIRC2). Gene Ontology annotation, biological process: regulation of apoptotic process; regulation of cell cycle. The record is from RefSeq and is a predicted model, not a curated record. Bases 3682 to 5535 code for a protein of 617 amino acids. Lineage: Eukaryota; Metazoa; Chordata; Mammalia; Carnivora; Canidae. Gene Ontology annotation, cellular component: nucleus; spindle microtubule; cytoplasm. The transcript is spliced from 9 exons.